This is a messenger RNA of Fusarium keratoplasticum, 1743 nucleotides long. RefSeq lists its product as uncharacterized. The record is from RefSeq and is a predicted model, not a curated record. Gene Ontology annotation, biological process: protein phosphorylation. Gene Ontology annotation, molecular function: ATP binding; protein kinase activity. Bases 1 to 1743 code for a protein of 580 amino acids. The transcript has 3 exons. NCBI's taxonomy places the organism in Eukaryota, Fungi, Ascomycota, Sordariomycetes, Hypocreales, Nectriaceae.
AUGGACCCAGCUAGCCUUGCGUUCGGCGUCAUCGCCAUCUUCAAAGACACGUAUCUUACAGCUAAGUUCAUCGAGACCACCAUCAAGACCAUCAAGAUCUACCACGAUGAACAGUCUCGGAUGGUGAUGCAUUUCACCGUUCAGAUUUACCGCCUCAAGAACUUGUCGAGGCUGUUUCGGGCUGCCGACGGCAACAGCGUCGACAUGACGCUAUUGGAGACGGUUCCGGAUGAGUACCUAAAUCUGGUGCGCAGCGUCCUUGGACAGCUUCAACAGGUUCUGGCCGAGUACGCCAAGCUUGCGGCCACGUUAGACGAGGACUAUAAGAGAUUCUCCCCCCUCAGUCCGCAUUUCAAGUUUGAUCCAGUCAAGGACUCGCUCAAGAUUGACGAUGCCAGCAACACUGGGAAGAUCGAGGAACCAGCGGAUGGCGGGGACGGCAAGAGCGACAAUCCGGUUCCUGUCAAAUCGAAGUGGUGGCCAUUCCGUGGUUUUGGAUUGGGCAACUCCAAAGGCGCAAAGUCGCCCAAGAAGCUGACGUCCCUGAAGAACUUACCACCAGGACUUCAGUGGGUGUUCACGAAAGGUGAGUUGGAGCAGACGCUGAAGAAGUUCGAGGAGUGGAACAGGGACCUUGAGUACCUAAUUGCACCACUGCUCGACGGCUUUGGCUUCUAUGGCAACGCGGAUCUCCGGGAGCGGCUCCGGCCUGAUGGCGAUGGGAAGACCGAGGUGAACCUCUUCCAAGGCCACGUCGACCUGAAUAUGCUUGCUGCCGACCCAGGCGGCAAGUCAGGAGACGCCAGAGCUUCCAAAGAAAACUUCAUUUCGUGCCGAGAGGCCGAGGCCAAGGCUGCCCAGCCUAGAAUCCUCGUUGAGUUCAAAAAGAUGGCCGACAAGGGCGACACCCGCCUCGACAACAUGGCCCAACCAGUCAAGGAGCUAUACGGCCCACAGCUGGCACGACUCCUUCACACGGCCGGCAAUUAUUCCUUCAGGACGCUGCCCUUCAACUCAUAUUCUUGGGACGCCAAAGAGACCCAGUACACGUUUCUGUUCGACUACCCACCCGGCACAUCGGAUCUCAAGCCAAAGAGCCUAAACGACUUCAUGUUGUCCAGCAGUAAUGAGUCAUACUACAAAUUGGAACUCAAACAACGCUUCCAUGUGGCACAGACAGUCGCGCGUGCCAUCGGCGCUUUCCACUCAGAUGGAUGGCUACACAAGAGCAUCCGCUCCCACGCCAUCAAGUUCUUCUUCCUUGAAGACGAUGACAAAUGCGACUUUGCAAACCCUUACCUGACCGACUUUGAGUUCUCGCGACCUGUUGCCGGUAUGACGCGCCUCGCACCGGGCGCCGUUGAUGUCGACCAUGAGGUGUACCGCCACCCGGACCGCCACGGGUCGCCAAGCACGAACUUCAACAUGACCCACGACAUUUACUCGUUGGGCGUGGUGCUACUUGAGAUUGGGCUGUGGCAGACAGCAAGACAGAUCUAUGACGAUAUAGUCAAGUACGAGUUAGGUGGUGACGCGGCCAAGGUAACGGCGCUGACGAUUAAGAAUGCCUUCUUACAGGAUGCGAAGGAGAGACUGGCGCAUCGGAUGGGGUCAGCGUAUCAGGAGGCGGUGGUUGCAUGCCUAGACGACGAUUGGGAGGAGUUGGUGGGCAGCCGUGACUUUGCGAAUGAGUUUCAGAGAAGGGUUGUCCAGAAGGUCGACAUCAGGGCCUUCAUCGGAUGA